UUCGUCAAAAUUUUGCAAUGGUGGAAAUAGCGUACGUUCUAACUCGAAAAAUUACAUCAAAUAUAUCAGAGCGUGGACAUACUUUCAUGGAAUACUUAUAUCUAUAUGGGUGCAUUUGGUUUGUGAUUUAAAAAAUGCAAGAAUUUUGUGUGUAGCGUUUGUUUGUGCCGUGUAAUCAACAAAAACAGACUCAUUACAAAGGUCACUAAUUUGGGUUAUUCCCGCGCUCAUGGCGGCUGAUGGCACUACGAGGUGGCGAUUACGCCGUCUAGGACCUUCGGCGUCUUGUGCUAACGUUUGUGAUGUAAUGAGGUUAAAGAAUGGAAUAACAAGAUUUGGCAGAAGUUUAGAUAACGAUUUUUACCUGGAUUCAAAAACCCACAAAAACUUCAUUUCCAGACAUCAUGCAGAAAUCCGCUUUACCAAAAUUAAUGGAAAACCAGAAUUUGUUCUUUAUGACCACGGAUUAAACGGCACAUUCAUUAAUGAUGUCCGAAUGGAAAAAUCUUGUGUUUUAAAAGAAGGAGAUAAGAUUACGUUUGGCCAUACAAAUGGUUUUAAAAUAGAUCCAGGACAACAUUCAAAACAACCCAAUUCCGAGUUCCAGUUUACUUUUGAAAAAUUAGAUGAAGAUGAUAAUGAUGAUGAUUCUGAUGAAAGUUCAGAUGAUUCUGGACCAGAAUCUGAUUCAAAUCCUCAAAAUGAUCAUCUGUGUAAUCGCAAUUUAUAUAACUCCCCAGAAUAUGACCGGAGUCAGUGUUGGCAACAGGGACAAGUGCAAAAAAAUAAUCUAAAUAUUACAAAAAAGAGUGAAUGUGAUCAAGACGCUACCGUUGAGUUUACGAAAGGAUCAAUAAAAAACAAUACAAAACCUCGUUCUCCGCGAGGGAAAAAAGGAAAUAAUAUUUUACUAGGGGACAUAUGUGCUAAUAAUAUCGGUAAAAACGAUCAUAUGUUAAAGACUGGUUCUGCGUCCAAAAGACAGAAUGGAUUAAAUAACGUGAAAGAUGAGAAUUUAGAGCCGCCAGUGUUAAAAAAUCAGACAACGUUGUGUUAUUCAGACAAUGACAAAAGUGAUGAUUCGAAGGAUUCUUCGAGUGGACAAUCGAGUGAGUCGGAAACAAACACGAACAGUGAUAAAAGUGAGGACAAAUCGUCGUCGUCGGAUUCAGAACCCGAAUUAACAAUUGAUACAAGUGUGAAAAAACCCGUGUCGGCCCCAAAGACACGACGUAAAACUGCCAGUGCUAGAAAACGGAGACCCGCUCAAACGACACCGAAAAGAACUGUUACUAAAAAAACACCUGUACCCAUAAACUCUAAAUCCAAAACAAAAACGAAGGCAGCAACAACACGAGUUGAAACUUCAAUGAACAACAAAUCGAAAAAUACUAAAGAACCUCCUCCCCCUCCUGUCAAUCAUAAUAUAAACAGUCCUUCUCGGCGUAUUCUUUUUAAUAAAACAUCUCCAGCUAAUGGAAAAAGUGAUUCAAUAAAAUCUGAUAUAUUUGGAGAUCCAUAUGAUUUUAAUAGUGAUGAAGAAAGUGUGGAAGUUUCAGUUGAACCUCCAAAGGGAAAAAAUAAUUCAAAGAAAAUUUCAAGCCAAAGUGAUGUUAUAGAAAGUACAAAAACAGCUGCCUCCAUGAACAAGAAUACUAAAACAGCCAUCAAAAAUAAUAAACCUGCAGUGAAUACGAAACGGAAAAAGCCUGCAGUAGCCCCUAAAAGAAAUAAUAAAAGAGCUAAGGCUAGUUCUGAUGAUUACGGAGAUGAAAUUAUUUGGUAUGAAGGUGAAACAUGUACAUCGGAUAAUUGCUUACGACCGUCAGAUAAAACAGUAGAAUGGGUCCAGUGUGAUGAUUGUGAUCAAUGGUAUCAUACUAUGUGUGUUGGAGCUAUAUAUGCAGCAGUGAAAGACACCCAAAUGGAAUUCCAUUGUGGGUGUUAAAAUACAUAGAUAUAUAUAAAUAGUUUAACAGACAUUGUUAUCAUAGUUAGCUUCACCUCAAAUAUCUGCUCACAGCAUCCCAUAUCGUUGGUCGGAAGUCUUAAGGUCAUAUCUGGCAUAUUUUUUAAAAUUCACAUUGUUGCUUAUUCAGAAUCAAAAUUUGUUUGCCCGUUAGCGUAUUUCUAAGUUAAUCUAAACGGGUUUUAUAUAGAUAUUAUAUUUGGGAUGUUCUAAAAAAAAAAUAUGAACAUUAGGAACCAAAAUGUUGUAUUUUUACUUGAGAAAAAAAACAACUUUUGUUUUGUAGAAAAGCGUUACAAGCAAACUGAAAAUAGACAGUUGACUGCUCGUUGAAAUUGUAAUUGGGCCUGUACGAUAUCUAUUUCUGUGAUAUAUCUUUAUUGUAUAAAACUUUAAAUUGCUAACUUUCACUCAUUUCAACCCUGGAUAUGUAGCCUGAAAAGUGCGGAUAACUGCAUUUUGUUAAAACGACAAAACAUAAAUUUAGAAAUAAGACAUUCUUAAGUGACGUUUUUGUAUGAUAUCAUUUUAGGGACUCUCUUGAACGAUUUGGCAAAAGUCAGAUACAACCUUUUUGACCUCGCUGCAGCGAUAUCUUGCUUUCAUUCUGUUCUGGAAGUUUAACUUUUCUGAUAAAGGAACAUAAUUACAAACACUGUUUACGCACACACACUUUUUAGAUAGUGCUUAGUUGCACUGUGGAUAUUUCUUUUUUUUUAAUUUAUUGAAAUGUACAACAGAAUAAUGCUACAAAUGGCUGUAUUAAUAUCACUAAAAGUGUAAGAAUCAUCCGAGAUAGCACAACAAGUUUAUAAAACUGUUUAAUAGCUAGCACAUAGUAAAAAAUAUAGAUAAAUAGAUAGAUAGAUAUUAUAGAGAAAGAAUAAAAUAUGUCCUUGGCAUUUAUUAUUAUUAUUAUUAUAUAUAUAUAUAUAAAUAUUGAAGUUUAAAAUGUUCAUACAUAUGUUUUAAAACAACAGAUUUACCAAUGACAUAGCACCGUUACCCAAUUGUUAAUUGUUUAUUGUCUUAAUGAAAUAAUUCAUCAUAAUUCAUCUGUUACUCAUCAAAUUAGUAACAUUUAUGUAGCUUUUAACAUAGUUAAUAUCUUGAUAUGGAUGUAAAUGUAUUAAUGUCAGCUUAUUCGUGUUUUUUAUAAACCCAAUCAUGUGAAUAGUUAAUCUUGUCAGUUUCAACUUUUAAUUUCAACGCUCUUCUGUUGCAUAUAUUAUGAACAAAAUAUUAACCGUUAAUUGUGUCAAUUUAAAAC
Patella vulgata (common limpet) is the source of this 3239-nucleotide messenger RNA. Its product is annotated as nucleolar protein dao-5. Gene Ontology annotation, biological process: regulation of gene expression. NCBI's taxonomy places the organism in Eukaryota, Metazoa, Mollusca, Gastropoda, Patellidae. The transcript has 9 exons. The coding region runs from base 230 to 1948 and encodes 572 amino acids. Gene Ontology annotation, molecular function: protein binding. The record is from RefSeq and is a predicted model, not a curated record. Gene Ontology annotation, cellular component: nucleus.